Molecule: messenger RNA, 2194 nt
Organism: Gossypium raimondii (Peruvian cotton)
Lineage: Eukaryota; Viridiplantae; Streptophyta; Magnoliopsida; Malvales; Malvaceae
Exons: 4
Coding region: 101-1999 (632 amino acids)
Cellular component (GO): RQC complex
Source: RefSeq, a predicted model, not a curated record
UGGUGUCGAAUUUACAGAGAGGAGGGUGAAUCCGAAAACCCAAAAUCUCUGCAAUUUCCCCGCCGCGCCUGAAAAAGGCAAACAAAAAAACAAAAAACCCAUGUCGGCUAGGUUACUGAAGAAAGUCCUGAAAGAACAAGAACAAAAGAAACAGCACGUAAUCGAGGAAGAUGAGCAAGACGAGCUUCUAAACGACGACGAAUCGGUGUCCCCAGAUUCCGGCGCUGGUUCUUCUAAGAACCCUUUCGACCUCCUCAACGAAGGUGAUGACGCCGAUGAAGAUAACGCCGACCAGGUUUAUGCUGAUGAGACCUCAACCCAAAAACAAGAACAGCCACGAUCAGUGAAAAAUGCUCUUAAUUCGGCUUCCACAUCUAAUAACAAAUCGAAGAAAAAGAAACAAAAGAAAGGAAAAGAGGGUUAUUUGAGUACGGGUAAACGUGAAACACCCUUGGAUGUGAAUUUAGAAGCUUUAGCUUUGGAUAUUGAAUCUUCUAGUCAACAGUCGGGUCUUAAUAAACAACCCGGAUUCGAAAACUUUAAGCAGUCUAAACCAUCUGUGUUGCACGUGGAUCCUAAGUAUCUGAAUGUCGAGAAUGAGCUGCGGAGAAUAUUUGGUUCUAAGGUGGUUAAGUCGUUUGAGAAAAGCAACCAAAGCAGCAGUUCGAGACAGGUACGUGGUGGAAGACGGGGAAAUCAUCAUAUUAGGAAGACCGUUUUGAUAUCUCCAUCGGACCAUUGGCCUCGAUGGGAUGGAUCUCUGUCAAUGGAGUUUCUAGAAACUAAAGAUGGGUACCAUUACUUCAGGUUUACACACUCGUCUUCCUAUGAUCAAGCUCAGAGAGCAUUUGAAGCUGCUCAAGCUAUUCAUGACCUAAACGGUGUAGCAAGUGUUUUGAUGUAUCAUCCUUAUCAUUUAGAUUCGCUUAUAACCAUGGCCGAUUAUUUUAAAUUCGUGGGUGAGCAUCAGAUGUCUGCAGAUGCUAUUGCAAAGUGUUUGUACGCCAUGGAAUGUGCUUGGCAUCCUAUGUUCACUCCUUUGCAAGGUAAUUGCCAAUUGAAGUUCAGUCAUGACUCGAACAAGCCGUUAUUCAAAGCACUUUUCACUCACAUGAAAAACAUGGAUAGACGAGGCUGUCAUCGAUCUGCUUUAGAAGUUUGUAAAUUGUUGCUCGCACUCGAUUCAGACGACCCGAUGGGAGCUAUGUUUUGCCUUGACUACUUUGCAUUGAGGGCAGGGGAGUAUGCAUGGUUAGAACAGUUCUCUGAAGACUAUAGAACCGAUACCUCUUUAUGGCUGUUGCCAAGUUUUUCAUACUCCCUCGCUGUUUGCCGGUUUUACCUCGAGCAAGAAGAAUCCUCCGAUGCAGACACCGCAAAGGCUUCUUCAGCUGAUCUUAUGAAUCAAGCUUUGAUGCUUCAUCCUCCUGUCCUUACGAAACUAGUAGCGAAGGUCCCUUUAAAAGAUCAAGCAUGGACAAAUAUUCUCAAAAAUUCCUAUUUCCAUUCAGAUCAAAUUGGGAUUCCAUCCGUGGAUCAUCUGAUUAAUAUCUACGUAGAACAAAAUUAUCUCAUAUGGAGACUUCCCGAUCUACAAAAGUUACUUCGAGAUGGUGCUUCCCAUGUUAUUCAAACACUGGAGCAUAAUAAAAACGAUGCUAAAGAUUGGACGUGUGUGAGAAAAGAAGCAUUCCCAUCCAACAAAAACGAGUACGGUCAUUUGUUGGUUCAGGACUUCUCCGACACGGUUCAAACUCUUCCCCCCGAUAAUCUUCAGAACUUUAUGGUUGACAUGAGGGACCCCGCUCAUCUUGGCGGUCAUGUUGCCAAUCCUCCUGCUGGUGGUCGGGCUCCAGCGCUACGUGAUGUUGCUAAUCGCAAUCCAUUGGCCGUUUUGUUCGAAUCGCUGCUACCGUGGGUUAAUUACGGAGGUCCAGAAGAUGGCAUAGUUGAUGAAAACCGAGUUAACGAGCAAGGCCAAGGCAAUGAAGAUCUCUGAGCUGCAAUGUAUCAAAGAUUUGAUGAAAAACAUUUAGGCCAAAUAAUCAAGUUCUCAAUAAUGUCUCUUGACACAUUCUGUAAUAUCAGUUUAAUGUGUAGGAAGUAAAAUUCUUUUUGCUUUUCAAGUUGCAUGUACAAAUAUUUUUGUGCCACUCUCUCAGGUUAUCAAUUUUGUGGACAUUUUUUGAACUCA